This is a messenger RNA of Mytilus californianus (California mussel), 6438 nucleotides long. RefSeq lists its product as uncharacterized. Bases 70 to 1830 code for a protein of 586 amino acids. The record is from RefSeq and is a predicted model, not a curated record. Lineage: Eukaryota; Metazoa; Mollusca; Bivalvia; Mytilida; Mytilidae. Gene Ontology annotation, biological process: nucleoside metabolic process. The transcript is spliced from 12 exons. Gene Ontology annotation, molecular function: catalytic activity.
CGCAGUGUACAGGUGUGCAGAAAUUUGGAAGUCGCACCUUGUUUAUUCGAGAGAACUUACAGAAGAAAGAUGGCUGAUCAAGUUCAAGAAGAGAUUGUAAUGACCCCAACAAAGAAGGGCAAGACUACACAUAUAAGGAUUGAAAAGAAACGUAAAGAAGAAAUUGACACGUCGAUAGCAGAGCAUGUUGGAGAUGGUAAAGAUAAAGGAUUAGUAGUUAAUAAAAAAGCUCAAGGAGAUUUAGAUUCCUAUGGAAGACCACAGUUACAGAUAGGAUUUAACUGUUUCUUAGUUGAUCAGAAAACAGGGAAAAAACAUGUGGAGAGUAGAAGAUUAAAGUUUUGGUAUGUUGAUGGAACUGAUUAUUUGGAACAAGUUACUACAGCAUACAAAUUCUUUAAAGAACUUGUGAGACCACAGAAUUUUCCAAGGGAUUAUGUUGGUUUUAUUAAGAAAUGUAUGAAGCAGAUGAAAAAACCUGAUUAUAAGUUAGCUAAGAAUGUUGAUCUGGAGAUCCGGCUGCUCGAUGAUGAGGAAGCACCAAUGAGUCCAGGACCUUCUGAUGCUGAACAAUAUUUUGGUAUAAACAAGGAAGACAAGAGAUCUGAAGAAGAGAAAUUGAGGGAAAAACUGUUACAAAUACUUGAAUCAGCUUAUCCUAAUGUGUUGGAGGUAGAGGAUUUGAUCAGAAUAACAAAUGCUGAUCCAGCUAUGGUUACCCUACAGUUAGGAGAACUCAAGCAAAAAGAAUUAAUUGCUGAAAUGGAAGAUGGAAAGAAAGUUGUCAGACAUGUAUUACAUGACGACAAAACAGAGGUGCAACAUGUAAAACAGAUGCCAACCAUAGCAGCCAAUCAGCAGCCAACAAUUGCCAUAAUUACAGCAAAUUAUUCGGAAAAACUUGCAGUAGAUGCAAUGAUGGAACAGAAAACAACUUUUGUUAAAUUUAAAACAGAAGGUGAAUCCAAUGUAUAUACAAUUGGGUAUAUUGGUGAACACAAGGUAGUGUCUACAAAAUUACCUCAAAUAGGUUACCAUAGGGCAGCACAGAUCUCAUCAGGAAACACGACCACAAGGUUAUUAGGAUCAUUCCAAAAUAUAGAGCAUGUGUUUGUAGUGGGAGUUUCUGGAGGUGUUCCCCAUUAUACAGAUUAUUACAAACAUGUUCGUCUUGGUGAUAUUGUUAUGUCACAGUGUAAUGACAAAGGAUAUGUGUACUAUCACUGUGACAAAAUAUUAAAAGAUAAAGAAGAUAACUUGGCGUAUAAACUUCGUACAUUUGCUCCUAGAGAUUUCACUCUUCAAAAUGUUGUUGAAAAACUGCGAGAUAGGGCUCAGAGAAAACCAGAUAAGGCACCUUGGGAAAAAUAUAUUUACGAAGGUUUAGAUCUUCUACGUAAUCAGGAGGCAGAUUUUAAUAGACCACCAAAAGAAAGCGAUAGGUUAUACAUGAACAUUGGAGAAGACGAUUUGAUAGAGGUACAACAUCCCUUAAAACCAGAAGAUGGAGAGAGCAUUAGAGAAGGCGUUCCCAAUGUUCAUUACGGUGUUAUUGGUUCUGGAAGACCAGUCACCAAAUAUGAUUCCACUAGACUUGACUUUGCUCAUAAAUAUAACAUCACCUGUUUUGAUGCAGAGUUUGAUCAAGUCUUAGAAUCCAUUGUUGGUAAUAGGAAGGAUAGUUUCCUGUUCAUCAGAGGCAUAGCAGAUUACAGCGAUGGAACAAGAAACAAAGAAUGGCAACCAUAUGCCUCACUCGUGGCAGCAGCGAUGAUGAAAACUAUUAUCAGAUUAAUUAGCAACCCAUACCUUAGUGAAGAUGAAGACUAAUUUACCAGACAAGAAUUUCUCAUUCUUCACUUUGUGUCAAUAUAAGACAUGCUUUUUGCUUUCUAAAAGUGCUCACCUUUAUCAAUCAUUUUGUUAGCUUCAAAGUGCAAUAACAUUUAUUUGUGUUUUCGUUUGAUGUGAAAUGCAGCAUAAAAAGAACUAAAUUUGUUUUUUUUGAUGAUUUAUCUUCUAAAUCAUUUUUUACUUUCUUAUAUUUUGUUCCUGGAAAUGAAAUGCAUUGUGUUUUUGUUGCAAACUAUAUGAGAGCAUGAAACCAGAAACCUUACUUAAAUGAUAUGCAAAUAUGUUUUCUGCUUUUAUGUGUUUUCUUCGUCCUUUUUUUUUUACAAGAAAAUGAAGCUUCAAUUGGUGCAAUUUUUGUUUCUGCCUUAUUUUCAUUCAUUGGUGCAGGAAAUUAGAAUUUUCAUAGAUAACAGAUAUUGAAAUUAAAUUUGGUCUUGAAAGAUGGUGUUCAUUGAUUUUUUUCUUUGUAAGAUUUACUCAUUAAAACCUCAUAUUAUUUAAAGAAAACAACAUUACGAGUUUGAACAGGUGUAGAGAUAUAAUAGGACAUCAAAAGUUCCUUAAAAUAAAACAAUUUACACCACUGCAAUCACAUUUUCAUUUUUUAUUUGUGAUUUUUCAUUUAAACAUGUAUAAAGUCCAUUUAGUCAAUAAAUCUUUAGAAAAUCAAAAUAUGUCUUUAAUGUGCAGUGUCAGUAAUAACAUAGAUUGAAAAUUACACCAUGUAAAAACAUGUCGUUUAAUCUGUAUUGACUUCCCAGUAGUAAUUUUGUGUAUUCAUAUCAUAUAGUCUACUUGUUAAAAGAUGCACUUGUUUAAAAAAAAUUGAAGUUUUAUUUGUGAAACAGUUUGUAUCUUAUAUCUUUUUAUUAUAGACUGAAGUUGUAUGGGGUUUUUUUGAGAGAGAAUAUAUGUUUAAGGAUUAUUGAUGAAUUCUCAGUUUUUUUUAAAUUUUUUUUAUCAUAUUGUACUUACAAGUUUUUGAGGAGCCAGUUUUUUUUCCCAACUCAGGAUGUUAACUAAAUUAUAUAGAGCUAGUCAGGUCAUUGGUAUCUUCAUUGGCAUAAACUCUCAUCAUCAAGAAAAAGUGUAUACAAAUUACUUAUUUAAUGUUAUAAAAAUUGUGUGUUUCAAUGACUGAUUUACAAACUUGAAGUGUUGAUAUAAUAUCUCUAUAAGACAGGUGGUUUGUUUUCUUACAAAUUUGAUCAGCAUCCAAUCUGGUAAUUUUGUAAGCACCCAGAAAGGAGGGAGGGAGGGCCUUUACAGUGAAAAAGUAAGUUAUUGAUGUUAAUGAGCAUAAUUUAUAGAUAUGAAAUUUACUAUUACUGUUUUUGAUACUGAAGAUUAAAAUUUAACAAAAGUUGUUUGUUUUUAAAAGUGAAUAGUUAAUACAAUUAUUAGAUUUGUGAAAUGAAAUUGUUGUUGAUUGUUGUCAACGCUAUUUAUAAAGCAAAUAUACAAACUUUCAUUACUGUAAAUUAGAAUCUCUCUGUGUGAUAGAAAUUAAUCAUGAAUGCUAAAUGAUGUAGCACAGAUUCUUGGUUUUGCUCUCAUAUAAAGUAGAUUAAUUUGAUUUUAGUUUGGCACAUGCAUAGAUUAAAUGUAGCUUUCCUGAAAUAUACAUAUAUAUGACAAAAAAGAGCUUUUAUUUAAAAUUGAUUAUUAAAAAGAAAAUUAUUGUGUUAUACAUUUAUUUGUUUCGUUUGCAUUUUUUGUUACAUUAUAAAUUAAAUUGAAUUGUAUAUUUUAUUUUUUGAGAAGUCUACUUAUUUAAUAGAAGAAAAAAAUCAGGAUGUAAAAAUGUUCAGUUUUGUUGAAAUUUUAUUUCAGUAUCAUUAAAUAUUUAGUUAAAUAUAAAUUCGAAGUAAAUUUUAUAUUAAAUUAAACUAUAAGUUUGGCUUAAAGAUGUUGAUUUGCCUAGUUAAGUUUACCAAGCAUAAAAAUUCUAUAAUCCUAGUUGUGAUGUAUAUAGUUUUGUUAUAUUUGUUUAUACAUUUAUCAUUCCACAUUUUAUCACAAUAUUUAUAUAUAUUAACAAAGUAGGUUAGUGAUGUCUAGUGAUUUUAUAUAUUUACAUAUUUAUUUAGGCAUUUAAAGGCAGAUUAGUUGUUUUUCGUUAAUUGAAAGUUGCAGCCAUUUGAUGAAAUAAUCUUUUGAUAUUUUUGCUAGUAUGUUUUUUUGAAAGAAAUAUUUCUGACUCAUUUUUUCAGAAAUUAUUGUUUGAAAUAUCUAUUAGUUUUUUUCUUUUGACAAAAAGUAAAAAUUACAUGUAUAAUGAGUUCACUUUAUUUUGAACCAAAAUAGAAAACAAAUAUUUGCAUUCUCAUUGCUUUUUAUAAUCAAAAGAACAAGAAAUGCAAUUUUUAUUUUUAUAAAUAUUGAACUCUUCCCCUCUUAGUCCACCUUAUUAUACCAGUUUAUUUAGGGCAAGUAUUUUUAUAGAAGUGUCGGCAUCACAGAUCAUAUCAUUGCGUCUCUGUGGUUAUUUUUGUUCUAUCUAGAAAAAACAAAUUUAAAGAUUAAAAAAAUAUUAUUCCAUACUACAUUUGUUUUAGUACAAUUUGAAACAAAGCUUCAAACAAGUCAUAAACUCUUGUAACUUGACAAUCUUUGGUAAUACCAUUCCAGUGAUAAAUACUUUAUGAGAACAGUGUUUUAUUUUAUUUUGUAAAAGACAAAAGAUUCAAAGUUUUAUCAAAAUUUUGUAUGUGAAAUUGUGACGUUUAAGGGUCUUCAAGUAAAAUAUCUUGUUUAUUCAAGAAUGUAUUAUUAAAUUAAAGAUGAUAAGAAUUUUCAUAGUUAAGAUAACUGUUUUGUGAAUACAUCUAACAUAUAUUUGUUUGUUAUACCUGCCAUUGUCAUUUACACUUUUUAAUAUGAUUAUUUCUAAUUUAUUAUUGGCUGUUGUGAAGGCAAACAAUUAUUUGAAUGUCUGUUGUGGACAAUUUUAAUCAAAUUUUGAUAUUUUUCAGGGUUGUUUAAGGGAAGUUGUAUAUUGUUUAUAUAUUAAUUGUUUGAUAUACAGUUUAUAUGAAAGCAUAAUUAUAGAAGUCUUAUUUUUUAGCUCACCUGGCCUAAAAGGCCAAGUGAGCUUUUCUCAUCACUUGGCGUCUGUGGUUGUCCUUUGUCGUCGUCCGUCGUCGUUGACUUUUACAAAAAUCUUCUCCUGAAACUACUUGACCAAAUUUAACCAAACUUGGCCACAAUCAUCAUUGGGGUAUCUAGUUUAAAAAAUGUGUCCAAUGACCCGGCCCGCCAACCAAGAUGGCCGCCAUCGCUUAAAAUAGAACAUAGGGGUAAAAUGUAGAUUUUGGCAUAUAUCUCUGAAACCAAAGCAUUUAGAGCAAAUCUGACGGGGUAAUAAGAUCUACAAAUAAGUCAACAUGACCAAAAUGUUCAAUUGACCCCCUUAAGGAGUUAUUGCCCUUUAUAGUGUUAUAAUGUGUCCAACCAACAUGGCUAAAAAUAGUACGUAGGAGUAAAAUGCAAGUUUUGUCUAUUAUUUUUUGAACCGUUGUAAAUAAAGAAAAUCUGAAAGGAGCAAAAAUGUUCAGAAAAAUGAGCUCUACCAAUUGUCCAUAUAUGUCAAAACUGUUAAACAAAUUCUUAUAGUUUAUUGCCCAUAAAUGACAAAUUUUACUAUUUUUUUCAAUUUUGCCUAUUAUCAUGAAAACUAUGAUAUUUAGAGAGAAACAUUUUUUUUCCGUUAUGCCUUUAAUGAUUUAAAUUGUAAUAGAUAAAUAAACACUUUAAAUCACAAAAAAUGAUCAGCAAGGCAAGAUCUAUUAAAAAGUCAAAUUUUGCCGAUAUAGUUAGUAGACUGUCACUCUUCAUAGGAGUGAUUGACCUUAAAUGAGGAUUUUUUUAACCCUCUUUUUGAGCAAAAACUAAAGAAGAUAGAGACUAAACAGACUAAAAGAUCAGUAAUACAAGAUCAACAAAAUAGAGAUUUUUGUCAUGAAGUCUAUUCUCUUCUACAAUGUUGGAGAGUGUCCUUUGUUUGAUAUGCACAUAGACCAAGGUGAGUGACACAGGCUCUUUAGAGCCUCUAGUUUUAUUUGUGGUUGUAUUGUUGAAAUUAAAGGUAUUAGAAAGUCUCAUGCCAUUAUUUUUUCAUGAAACAGUCUUUUUUAGACAAAAUGUAAUGAUCUUACUAAAAAUUCUGAAGUAUUAGAAUUGGAAGCAAUUUAUUUUUUUCUCAACAAAAAAAACCAGCUCAUUGUUUCAAAAUUCCAACAGUAUUUAUAUAAUUAAGACUUUCUAUGGCCUCAGUUGUUUUGCUUUAUCUAUAAACCUCCAAUAAAUUAUCUAAUGUUUGACAUAUACUAUUAUAGAUGAUUGGCAUUGUUUUAACCUUGAAAAUUUGCAGUUAAAUGUUUCAUUAUAACAAAAAGUGUCAAACUGUCUGAUGCAAUAUUUUGAUAGAAUAUUUUGCCAGGUGACUUUUGGAGUAUGCUGAUUAUGAUAUUUGGAGGCAUUUCAAUAAUACCAGAAAGUAUACAGUUGAAAAGAUUCUUACAAAUUUUUUCCAAAUGUUUUUAGUUGUUAUUUGAUAAUGAAAUAAAUCUGCUAUAUAUCUUA